AUGAUGACCAUGAACGGCAAGCAGCAUUUCUCUAUGCACCCGGUGCUGCAGGAGCCCAAAUACUCUGGCCUGCACGCGAGUUCGGAAGGCAUGCGCAGGGUGUGUCUGCCUGCCCCGCAGCUUCAGGGCAAUAUAUUCGGUUGCUUUGAUGAGAGUCCACUGGCACGCGCGGAAGCUCUGGCGGCUGCUGACAUUGUCUCUCACGGCAAGAGUCACCCUUUCAAGCCUGACGUGACUUACCAUACCAUGAGUAGUGUCCCCUGCAACCCCAACUCCUCUACGGUGCCCAUCACCCACUCCACCACCCUGACCCCUCACCACCACCACCACCACCUCAACCAGAGCUUGGAGGGGGAUCUCCUGGAUCACAUCUCGUCCAGUCUCUCUGUGAGCGGGAUGGGGGCUCCGGAUUCCUCUAUGAUGGCCACUCAAGCCCACCAGCACCACCUCCAGACCAUGGGUCACCUUCACCAAGCUAUGGGCAUUGGUCAUCCGCACUCAUUGUCUGUGCACAACGGAAUGUCGUGUGUCAACGACGUGGAGUCGGAUCCUAGGGAGUUGGAAGCCUUCGCUGAGCGGUUCAAACAACGGAGGAUAAAGCUCGGGGUGACCCAGGCGGACGUUGGCUCAGCUCUCGCCAACCUGAAGAUACCUGGGGUGGGCUCUCUCAGCCAGAGCACUAUCUGCCGGUUCGAGUCCCUCACCCUCUCUCACAAUAAUAUGAUUGCGCUAAAACCUGUCCUCCAAGCCUGGCUCGAGGAGGCUGAGGCUGCUUACCGGGAGAAAAACAGCAAGCCAGACCUUUUCAAUGGCAACGAACGCAAACGAAAACGCACUUCGAUAGCCGCACCUGAGAAACGAUCUUUGGAGGCAUAUUUUGCUAUCCAGCCCCGUCCCUCUUCGGAAAAAAUAGCUGCAAUUGCUGAAAAACUGGACCUUAAAAAGAACGUGGUUCGUGUGUGGUUUUGCAACCAACGGCAAAAACAGAAAAGGAUGAAAUAUUCUGCUGUGCAUUAGUUCAAAUAAUGCCUAAAAUACGACAUUUUGAAGAGAUAACGGGGAUAUAUCAACAUCUCAUGCCUGACUGGAAUUUACUACUGAGACUCUAUAGGAUUUAUUUACAUUUCAAUUAUUUCGUUCACUUUUUUUGUCCUGUUGUUUAGUUUGGAAUUAAACGUAACGUGCUAAAGGUCUCUUGGAGGAAAUGUUCGUUGUUGAUUUUGUGACUGCCUAUGACACCUCUUCAAUCACAGAACUAAACCAUAGGGCCUAAUAAAUAGAGGGAGAAAAUGACUUCUCUCUCGUGUGAUAUGUCCUGUUGAAUACUCAUAAAACCUGUUAGUUGUUUGGACAAUUUAAUCAAUUACACUAACCAUUUUGACGUUUAUGAUUCAUAUUUAAGAUGGAAUGAAUGUGUGUUCACUGCAUAGGGGUAACACAACCACCCCAAAAAUGCUAAUAAAUGUGCUCUCUUUGUGAACUAGCUGAACUUUAUUUACCGUUAUGUGUAAACGAGUCAAAUACUAUUCACAUUAUUUAUGACGCAACACGAGUUGAUUUUUUUAAUAGGCUAAUUUUAAAUAAGGCAUGUCA
Molecule: messenger RNA, 1593 nt
Organism: Oncorhynchus keta (chum salmon)
Lineage: Eukaryota; Metazoa; Chordata; Actinopteri; Salmoniformes; Salmonidae
Gene: pou4f3
Product: POU class 4 homeobox 3
Exons: 2
Coding region: 1-1017 (338 amino acids)
Biological process (GO): regulation of transcription by RNA polymerase II
Molecular function (GO): RNA polymerase II cis-regulatory region sequence-specific DNA binding; DNA-binding transcription factor activity, RNA polymerase II-specific
Source: RefSeq, a predicted model, not a curated record